GUUCCUGGGAAAGCAAAUAAGGCCCCCACUUUUUGUGCCUCUGAGACUUUGCCUUAGCCAGCGGCUUGCCAUUCGUGUUGCAGUGCGCCGGAUAGACAGGUCGGCUGCCACAGCUGCCCGUCGCGCUCCCCGCCAUGGAGGCCGCCUUGACGCUGGGCUGGCUGGACCAGGCCGUGUUCGUGCUCAUGCUGGCCGCCUCCACGCUCAUCGGCGUCUACUUCGCGUACUGCGCGCCCGGCGGCAACCUGUCCGCGGCCGAGUACCUGGUCGGCGGCCGCACCAUGGGCACCAUCCCCAUCGCCCUGUCCCUCAUCGCCAGCUACAUCUCGGGCAUCACGCUGCUGGGCUACCCGUCCGAGGUGUACACGUACGGCAUGCAGGUGCUGUACAAGAUGCUGGCCCUGCCCUUCAUGGGGCUGCUGUUCGGACACCAGCUGCUGCCCGUCUUCCGCGACCUCGACGGCAUCUCGCUGUACGGGUAUUUUGCUCGUCGUUUCAACAACAAUGUUCGCCUGCUGGCGUCGUUCCUGUACGUUUUUGGAACCAUGGUGUGGCUGCCCAUCGUCAUCUUCGUGCCCGCGCUCGCCUACCAGCAGGUGGCCCACAUCAACGUUCACUGGAUAACGCCUUUGGUGUGCGUCGUCUGCAUUUACUACACAACGGUGGGCGGCAUCAAGGCGGUGGUGUGGACGGACGCGCUGCAGGCCGUGUCCAUGUACCUGUGCGUGCUGCUCGUGAUGGUGAUGGGCGUCAUCCAGGUGGGGGGCCUCGGCAACGUGUGGGACCGCGGCGUGGCCUCCGGACGCAUCGAGCCCCCGGUCAUGGUGGUGGACCUCACCACGCGCCACACGCUCUUCACCAUGGUGCUGGGCGCCUUCAUCGGCCACUGCGCGCACGCCGGCCUCGGGCAGGCCAUGGUGCAGCGCUACCUGUCGCUGCCCAGCAACAAGCAGGCCAUCACGGCCAUGUGGAUCUUCAUCGCGGGCAUCUGCAUCUUCUUCACCACGUCGGGCCUCGCCGGCCUCAUCAUCUACGCCCUGCACCACGACUGCGACCCCGUGCACGCCAAGCUGGUGAGUCGCCAGGACCAGAUCCUGCCGCUGUUCGUGAUGGAGACCCUGGGCGGCGUGCCGGGCGUGCCGGGCCUCUUCAUCUCGGGGGUGUUCAGCGCCGCGCUCAGCUCCAUGUCCACCGCGCUCAACUCCAUGUCGGCCGUGGUGCUGGAGGACUGGGUGCGCGGCUACGGCGGCUACGAGCCCAACGAGCGCAGCGCGGCCUGGAUCAUGCGCGGCGUCGUCGUCGUGUUCGGCGUCAUCACCGUCGCCCUCGUCUUCGUCGUCGAGAACCUCGGCAUGAUCCUGCAGAUGGCGUCCAGCAUGGCCGCCGUGUCCACGGGCCCGCUCUUCACCUUGUUCGUGGUGGGGCUGUUCCUGCCCUGGUGCGACACCCGCAGCGCCCUGGCCGGCGCCCUCAGCUCCACGCUGUUCACGGCCACGCUCGUGUUCGGCGCGCAGUGGGAGAUCGGCAACGGCCGCCUGCGCUUCCCCACCAAGCCCAUCUCCGUGGACGGCUGCCUGGCGGCGCUCAACGUGACGGCCAUCCCCGUGGUCGAGGAGGACAUCGACAUCUCGGCCGUGUACCCGCUGUUCCGCGUGUCGUACCUGUGGUACGUGCCGCUGUCGCUGCUGGUGGGGCUGGUGGUGGCGCUGCUGGCCGCCGCGGCCGGCUGGCGGACGGACCUCGCCGACCUGGAGCCGUGCCUGCUGGCCCCCAUCGCGCGCCGCCUGCUGCCCGACAAGGCCGCGGCCAAGGCCAAGGCCGCCAAGUGCGCCGACGACGCGGCGGCGGCGGCCAUCGAGCAGCAGGUCAUGCUGCUGGCAGACCUCAGGGUUUCGCAAGACUUGGACAAGGAUCCUGCAGAGCCGGAGAAGAAAGGGCGAAGCAUCAAAGACUUUGCGUAACAGUGAAGCACGUGUCUAUGUGUUGCGCGCGCUCACGUGGGUGUGUUUGUGUGUAUUUGUGCGUGAAUCCAUGUAUGUAUUACGGGCUUUCGAGUUCGACAGUUUCAAAAGUGUAAAUGAUUUGUGUCUGUGUGUACGCGAGCAUGUUUCAUUCAAGUUGCAAAUAUAUUGCAGCGAUCUCAUGACCAUAAAAGACUGCAAUAUUACACGAUUACUCGGCAGUACUUGGAAUACUUGUGUUGGCAGGUCACUGCUUGUUCCUCUUAUCACCCUUGUUCCUUCGACAAAUGUCAGUCAAUUAAAGACACCGAAAACAUUUUCCGA
Messenger RNA from Thrips palmi, 2285 nucleotides. Its product is annotated as sodium-coupled monocarboxylate transporter 1-like. The record is from RefSeq and is a predicted model, not a curated record. The coding region runs from base 135 to 1961 and encodes 608 amino acids. Gene Ontology annotation, biological process: transmembrane transport; sodium ion transport. The transcript has 12 exons. Gene Ontology annotation, molecular function: symporter activity. NCBI's taxonomy places the organism in Eukaryota, Metazoa, Arthropoda, Insecta, Thysanoptera, Thripidae. Gene Ontology annotation, cellular component: membrane.